AUGGCAGGGCUCAAAUGGACUGCGAUCGCGACUGCGGCGCUGCCUCUGGUGGCUGCCCUCACUCCCGAAGGCAUGCUGGGAGCCCCCAGAAGAAGUGAAGUCAUUCCCAACCCAACUGGAGAAUGGGGAAUCUUCUCGUCGACCAACUAUUCUUGGGAAGAUCAUGCAGCGACCUCGGUGUGGAAUCUUCUCAACUUGACGAGCGGCGAGUACGACUACCUAGCAGACGGCAGCGAGGUUGCCGAGAUUGCCUGGCUCGGUGGUAAUUCCAGUACCGCUCUUGUCUACCUCAACGGCACGAAUGAGGAAGAAGAUGGCGGUGUCAGUCUAUACGCUGCAGACGCAACUGACAUCAGUGGUGCGGCUCUCAUUGGGUCGUUCCCGGCGCCAUACGCCGGCUGGAAGCACGUCCUCACGCCGAGCGGUGAUGUUCACUUCCUCGUGUAUUGCCUCGCAUUCGAGAACGGUACUGCGUACAAUCCUGACCCAGAAUACGAGCCGCUCAACACUGCCCGCGUCUACGAGUCGACAUGGGUCAGGCAUUGGGAUACCUGGCUUGAUGAUACUCGAAACAACCUGUUCAAGGGUGUGCUCACUGCCGACGGCGAUUCCUUCAGCUUCGAUGGUAACCUGACCAACCUGCAAGUCGGCAUCAAGAACAUCUCUCGUGCAGAAACGCCAGAUCGUCCAUUUGGCGACUCGACGAACUACGCUCUGUCGCCUGAUGGUGAAACUGUUGCAUGGUGGACUCGCAACAUUGACAUCCCGCUUGCGAACAAGACUUCCGCGUACAUCUGGCUUCAGCCAUUUGACAUAGGCUACUCUGCCAACCCGACCUUCUCGCAUGACGGCACAAAGAUUGCUUACUUUCAGAUGGACAGCGACUACUACGAGGCGGACCGCAAUAAGAUCUACAUUGCCAACGCCGACGUCGCGAACCCCAACAUCACCCAAAUUGCCAACGACUGGGAUCGCUCUCCAUCCGGGAUAGCCUGGGCCAACGAUGAUCUAUCUGUUUUCGUUCAAGCCGACGACCUUGGCCACAGCCGCAUCUUCGAGAUUCCAGCCGACGCACCUGCCGACUUUCAACCCACCAAUAUCACUGGCUCGGGCGUCGUGGCUGCCUUCUCCAUACUCGCCAGCGACGACAUCCUGGUCGCAGACAGCAAAGUCUGGUCCAGCCGAGACUACUACGUCAUCUCGCCCGAAGGCGAAGUCAUCACUGAACUGCUUAAAGCAAACGAAGAAGACGAAGCCCUAGCAGGCCUGUCAGAAGCCGACUUCCGCGAAUUCUACUUCCCCACCCCGAACAACUCUGCCCUACAGGAGCUGCAUUCCAUCAUGGUCCUUCCUGCUGGAUUCGACGAAUCCGAGACCUACCCGCUCGCCUAUAUCAUCCACGGCGGUCCACAGGGCUACAACGGCAACUCAUGGUCUACCCGCUGGAACUUCAAGCUGUGGGCCGACCAGGGCUACGUCGUCGUUGCGCCCAACCCAACCGCCUCGACCGGAUUCGGCCAAGCACUCACUGAUCUCGUUCAAGGCAACUGGGGUGGCACCCCAUACGAGGACAUUGUCGCGUGUUACGAAUACAUCGGCGCCAACUUCCCGUUCAUCGAUCUCGAAAACGGCAUCGAAGCUGGUGCGUCUUACGGCGGCUACAUGACCAACUGGAUCCAAGGCCACGAUCUCGGUCGCAAGUUCAAGGCAUUAGUGACCCACGACGGCUCCACGGACACCCGCGCCCAGUACUCGUCGGAGGAAAUGUUCUUCAUCGAGCACGACAACAACGGCUCCUUCCUGGACGUGCCCGAGAACUACGACCGAUGGAGUCCCGUGAACUUCUACGAGAACUGGGCUACACCGCAUCUGGUCAUCCACAAUUCUCUGGACUACCGAUUAGGCGAGACAGAGGGUCUGCAUCUGUUCAAUUUGCUGCAGGAGAAGGGCGUCCCGAGCAAGUUUCUGAACUUCCCGGACGAGAACCACUGGGUGCUGAAUCGAGAGAAUAGUCUGGCGUGGCAUAGUGAGGUGUUUGGGUGGGUUAAUUACUGGAGUGGGUUGAGUGAGGUUAGUCCGUUUCAUGGGAGUACGAGUGUGACGCCGAGAUUUGAUCGUGGCGGUGGGGGUCCGGCGAGGAGGCGGCGGUGGCAUUGA
This is a messenger RNA of Cyphellophora attinorum, 2157 nucleotides long. Its product is annotated as putative dipeptidyl-peptidase 5. Gene Ontology annotation, biological process: proteolysis. Bases 1 to 2157 code for a protein of 718 amino acids. NCBI's taxonomy places the organism in Eukaryota, Fungi, Ascomycota, Eurotiomycetes, Chaetothyriales, Cyphellophoraceae. Gene Ontology annotation, molecular function: serine-type endopeptidase activity. The transcript has 4 exons. The record is from RefSeq and is a predicted model, not a curated record.